Molecule: messenger RNA, 6074 nt
Organism: Callorhinchus milii (elephant shark)
Lineage: Eukaryota; Metazoa; Chordata; Chondrichthyes; Chimaeriformes; Callorhinchidae
Gene: pik3ca
Product: phosphatidylinositol-4,5-bisphosphate 3-kinase, catalytic subunit alpha
Exons: 21
Coding region: 89-3295 (1068 amino acids)
Biological process (GO): phosphatidylinositol 3-kinase/protein kinase B signal transduction; phosphatidylinositol-mediated signaling; phosphatidylinositol-3-phosphate biosynthetic process
Cellular component (GO): phosphatidylinositol 3-kinase complex, class IB; cytoplasm; plasma membrane
Molecular function (GO): 1-phosphatidylinositol-3-kinase activity; 1-phosphatidylinositol-4-phosphate 3-kinase activity
Source: RefSeq, a predicted model, not a curated record
CAGCACAGCCCAGCACAGCGCGCUCGGUGGUACCACGUUAGAAUAUUAGCAUUCUCAAUACAACGUUUUUCUAAUUUGUGGGAGCAAAAUGCCACCUAGACCAUCAUCAGGUGAACUCUGGGGUUUACAUUUGAUGCCCCCAAGGAUUUUAGUGGACUGUCUACUGCCAAAUGGAAUGAUAGUGACGUUAGAAUGCCUCCGUGAGGCCACACUUGUAAGUGUUAAACAUGAUCUAUUUAAGGAAGCUAGAAAGUAUCCCCUGCACCAGCUGCUUCAGGAUGAAUCUUCAUACAUUUUUGUUAGUGUAACACAAGAGGCAGAACGAGAGGAAUUUUAUGAUGAAACGCGUCGUUUGUGUGACCUUCGACUUUUUCAACCAUUUUUGAAAGUUAUUGAGCCAGUGGGAAACAGAGAAGAAAAGAUUCUAAAUAGAGAAAUUGGCUUUGCUAUUGGGAUGCCAGUCUGUGAGUUUGACCUUGUGAAGGAUCAUGAGGUCCAGGAUUUCAGAAGAAACAUACUUAGUGUCUGUAAAGAAGCAGUGGAAUUACGUGAUGUAAAUGGUGCCAACAGUCGAGCAUUGUAUGUUUAUCCUUCCAAUGUAGAAUCGUCCCCAGAACUACCCAAACAUAUCAGCAAUAAACUGGAUAAAGGUCAAAUAAUUGUGGUGAUUUGGGUUAUCGUGUCUCCAAACAAUGACAAACAGAAAUACACUCUGAAGAUUAACCAUGAUUGCAUGCCCGAACAGGUUAUUGCAGAAGCAAUCCGGAAGAAAACCCGGAGUAUGUUGCUAUCACCUGAACAGCUGAAAAUGUGUGUACAGGAGUACCAGAGCAAGUACAUACUGAAAGUGUGUGGCUGUGAUGAAUACUUGCUGGAAAAAUAUCCAUUAAGUCAGUACAAGUAUGUAAAAAGUUGUAUCAUCCUUGGUCGAAUGCCUAAUCUGAUGCUCAUGACUAAAGAUAGUUUGUACACUCAACUGCCACUGGACACAUUCACCAUCCCUUCUUAUGCACGACGGAUCUCCACUGCUACACCCUACAUGAACGGAGAAGCUUCAGCCAAGUUCCUUUGGGCAAUUAACAGUGUACUGAGAAUAAAAAUUCUGUGCGCAACAUAUGUAAAUGUAAAUAUUAGAGAUAUUGAUAAGAUCUAUGUAAGAACGGGUAUAUACCAUGGAGGUGACCCCUUGUGCGAUAACGUGAACACACAAAGAGUACCUUGUUCAAAUCCCAGGUGGAAUGAGUGGCUUACCUAUGAUAUAUACAUUCCUGAUCUUCCACGUGCAGCUCGGCUUUGCCUUUCCAUCUGUUCAGUCAAAGGCAGAAAAGGUGCCAAAGAGGAACACUGUCCUUUGGCUUGGGGAAAUGUGAACCUCUUUGAUUACACAGAUACUUUGGUCUCCAGUAAGAUGGCAUUGAACUUAUGGCCGGUGCCUCAUGGGAUGGAGGAUUUGCUGAACCCAAUCGGAGUUACUGGAUCAAAUCCUAAUAAGGAAACCCCAUGCUUGGAACUUGAGUUUGACUGGUUUAGUAGCCCAGUAAAAUUCCCAUCUAUGUCAAUGAUUGAGGACCAUGCCAAUUGGACCAUGUCUAGAGAGUUGGGAUAUAACUACUGCCUAGUUGGACUGAGUAACAGAAUAGCUUGUGAUAGCAACCUAACCGAGGGUGACAUUGAACAGCUGCGAAGCAUAGGCAGUCGAGAUCCUUUGUCAGAAAUCACAGAGCAAGAGAAAGAUUUCUUAUGGAGACACAGGCAUUAUAGUGUCAAUGUACCUGAAAUUCUUCCUAAAUUGCUUCUAUCUGUGAAGUGGAACUCAAGAGAUGAAGUCGCUCAGAUGUACUGUCUGCUAAAGGACUGGCCUCCAAUCAAGCCAGAGCAAGCCAUGGAACUCUUAGACUGCAAUUACCCAGAUCCCAUGGUGCGAGAUUUUGCAGUAAAGUGCUUAGAAAAGAGUUUGACUGAUGACAAGCUCUCCCAAUACCUAAUUCAGUUGGUUCAGGUUCUUAAGUAUGAACAGUAUUUGGAUAACCCACUGGUACGGUUUUUACUCAAGAAAGCACUGACCAAUCAGAGAAUAGGUCACUUCUUUUUUUGGCAUUUAAAGUCUGAAAUGCACAACAAAACAGUGAGUCAGCGUUUUGGUUUGCUUCUGGAGUCAUAUUGCAGAGCAUGUGGAAUGUACCUGAAACAUCUUAGUCGUCAGGUGGAGGCCAUGGAAAAACUGAUUAAUCUCACUGAUAUCCUGAAACAGGAAAAGAAGGAUGAAACACAAAAGGUGCAGAUGAAAUUCCUGGUCGAACAAAUGAGGAGACCAGACUACAUGGAUGCAUUACAAGGCUUUAUGUCUCCACUCAACCCUGCUCACCAGCUUGGAAAUCUGAGGCUUGAAGAAUGCAGAAUUAUGUCAUCAGCAAAAAGACCACUAUGGUUAAACUGGGAGAACCCAGACAUCAUGUCUGAGUUACUGUUUCAGAAUAAUGAGAUCAUUUUCAAAAAUGGAGAUGAUUUGCGCCAGGAUAUGUUGACACUCCAGAUCAUACGAAUCAUGGAGAAUAUCUGGCAGAUUCAAGGACUUGACCUCAGGAUGCUGCCUUAUGGCUGUUUAUCAAUUGGUGACUGCGUUGGGCUGAUUGAGGUAGUAAGAAACUCACACACAAUCAUGCAAAUUCAGUGUAAGGGCGGCCUGAAGGGGGCGCUGCAGUUCAACAGCCAUACUCUGCACCAGUGGCUAAAGGAUAAAAAUAAAGGAGAAGGUUAUGAUGGAGCCAUUGAUUUGUUUACACGUUCAUGUGCUGGUUAUUGUGUUGCCACCUUCAUCCUUGGGAUAGGUGAUCGCCACAACAGUAACAUCAUGGUGAAAGAUGAUGGACAGCUGUUCCACAUAGAUUUUGGUCAUUUCUUGGAUCACAAAAAGAAGAAAUUUGGUUACAAACGUGAACGUGUGCCAUUUGUUCUAACUCAAGACUUUUUAAUAGUCAUCAGUAAAGGAGCACAAGAAUGUACAAAAACAAGAGAGUUUGAGAGAUUUCAAGAGAUAUGUUACAAGGCCUAUUUGGCAAUCCGGCAGCAUGCCAAUCUCUUCAUCAACUUAUUCUCCAUGAUGCUGGGCUCGGGAAUGCCUGAACUCCAAUCCUUUGAUGAUAUUGCCUAUAUACGUAAAACAUUGGCACUGGACAAAACUGAGCAGGAAGCACUGGAUUAUUUCAUGAAGCAGAUGAAUGAUGCUCAUCAUGGUGGCUGGACAACAAAAAUGGAUUGGAUCUUCCACACAAUCAGACAGCAUACUCUGAACUGACCAAUGCAUAGUCCAGAUGGACUGGAAUGAUUGAUUGAUAACCCAGACUCAAUACUGCACUGCUGAAUGAGAUUUCAGGCAAAAUCAGACUGUAUCAGUCGCAUAGGAAUCAUAGAACCCUGGACAGCAUUAAGCAUCAUUGCAAUGCUAUUUUAGUAGCCUGGAUAGUCUAGUAUAGUAAUCUUGAAUGCAAACCAGGUUUUAGAUGAAACUAAAUUAUCAGUAAAACAAAAACUGAUCAUAUGCUGGAAUUCCAGGUGACUCAGCCCCAUCAUUAAAUUAAUGUUUUUAAUUCAUCAAUAAUUUUGCAUUCCUCGAUGACAUUUCUCACAUGUUUCAUGAAUGUUUUGUCUCACAAUAAGUAAGAAUCAAUAAAUAUAUGUGAACAUUUAAACACUGAAUACUGGGAACAGAAUUACAAUUGACCCUGGUAUCAAAUAAUGCAGUAGUUAACUUGAAGUGCAAUACCAGCUUGUGCAAACUGUUGACUUGCAAGUCAGUGCUACAAUGUUUAUUUCAACUAUUAACCAAAAAUUAUAUUUGUGCAAGCAAAGACUUCCUUUGUGUAGCAUUGAGUGCCUGUAUAUUUUCCUCUUUGGAUCCUAAGCAAUAUAAUGGAUAAGCAUGUGCAAUCAAAAACCUUAAGAUAAAUAUUUUAUAUAGUUUGUAUAGAAUACCUAAGGCACAAUCUGGUCAUUUUCUUCCUCUUUUAAUACAGUUUCUCCAGUCAAAAUUAUUAACUUCAAAAUAAAGAAGCUAAUUUUGUAGCUUUUUAUUCAUUUUCUUUGCCUGACAUUUGAGAGUGAUAUUAAAAUAUAGUGAUCUUACAACAAGAUCAUCUAGCUGAAAAGAUUUGGCUAGUUAGUGAAACAAUUCUCUAAACUCUGGGUAAUGUGGCUGAUGUGAAUUCCUUCCAACCACUAAGUGUUUAUGUUACUAUCGGGUAUUCAUGUGAAAUACUUUCAAAUGUGUCAUCUACUAUAUGAUAUAUUUUCAAAAAGCAGCCAUGUGACUCUGAUACCAUGGUACUAACCUAGAUAGAACACAACAUCUGAGUAUUUUUUUAACAAGAUUGCCAUUCUUCUGCCCAAAUGCAAAGGGUCCGUUGGAAUUUCUGACCAAGUGGAUGUUGAAGUAUUAGGACAAAAUCUGUAUGAUUCCUUAAAGCAUUCCUGGUGCCAAUUUACCCAAUUAGCACAAAUAAUGCUUUCAGGAAUCGUGCAAAAUUUUGCCUGUUUUGCUUGUAAUUUCUGUCAAUUUCAUAUAUACUUCUGUUACACUUACAGUACGUAGCUGAACAAUAUAAACUGGGAAGGCCGAGGUUUGAUCACUAAUCUGUGCUGGUGUUAGUCCAAUAGAGCAUACAGUUUCCAAAGAUCAUUAUCAAUAGAUUUCCGCACUUUUCUAUUAAACACUUCACAAAGGACAUUUCUGUUAGUUGCUGACUCAUUCUACUUUGGCUGUGUAACUAUUGUCUAAUAGAAAGGCUUCAAACGUUGCACUUCCAAAUGUAAUUUAUUCAUUGUGUUUAAUAUGUUUCUUUUGUAUAUCUCAAUUGAGUUUGGAAAAUAUCCAACAAGGUGAUAGUUGAAUGAAAUAUUUUUUUAAAAAGUUAAUUUAGUAGGAUUCAAUUUCAAAGCAUAUUUUUGCAUUUAUAUAAUCUGCUGAGCAGUAUGGUAAAUUUGCAGCAUUUAGAUAAAAUACUGUUUUUUUAUGGACCCUGCAUUAUGUUCUGGAUUAGUAACGUCCACUAUGAAUGGUCCAUCUGAUGGUUACUAAGAGACUAAGCUUACUGUUAAAUCUUAGGAAUCUCACUGACUUCUCUUCAGUGAGCAGCAAGUUUAUUUCUGUGUUAAAUGUUGCAUUUCGGGUUCUGCAUCCAUUUUAAUGUCUACGCAGGCAACAGUUCUUUUGGGGCAGGAGCACCAAAUAACAGUCAACAACACAAUACCUAUUUUUCAUUCUGGAGGUACUUCAGCACUAUCAUUAUUUGUUUUGCAAUUUUGGACAGAAUUGUACUGCACUGGUCCAUGUUAAAUGCCUUCCCCCUUGUAUUUCUUGGGAAGCGGGUUUGAUGCUUUACUUGAAUUUUACUGUAUUGAGCCACCGUUUUCUAAAAUGCAGAACUGGUUACCAAGUGGCAAUGAUGGUGAUAAAAUGUAUAAGAAAUCAAACCAAUAAUGAAUGUUAUUUAAUGACUAAUUGAGUUCCAUUAUUUUCAAAAACGCCUGAGGCCAAACUUUAAAUGACAAUGCAAACAUUAGAUUUUCAAAUGAUUAGAUAUUGGACUAAAUAUAAUCUCUAACAUGUAUUUAGAAGUAGUUUGAACUUGAUCAAGUAGUUUGGACUUGAGUGAAAGCAUGUGCGUUGAUAUAUUUUUUAAAAAACGUGCCAAAAGUAUAUGAUAUAUAAAGCCUUUUGCAAAUAUUAAAUGUUUAUGGAACAAAAUUAUCAAAUUAAGCUGAAAAUGGGAAACUCCUGAAACAAGUUUUGACAUUUAUUUUACAAGAAUAUUAGAUUUCUUUUGGUAUUACUCAUUACACACGUCUUGAAAAUAUCUUGCUUCCAUGGAGUUCAAUUGUUGAUGUGGCUUGCAAUAGUUAAUUUUUAUUUCUUGUAAAGCAAGAAAUAAAUGUUUGGCCUAAGACUGCACUUGCUUUAAUUUUGUAUUUAUUGCUUAUAAAAAAUAACUAAACUGACAAUGAUCUGCAUUUCUUUUGUUUAACUAUUCAGACUACAAUACAUCUUUACUAUUUUAAUAAACUGUUUCUACUUGGUA